UAGCAAAUGGCUAACAAGAUCUUUCUCGUGUGCGCAACUUUUGCCUUCUGCGUCCUCCUCACCAACGCCUCCAUCUACCGCACCGUGGUCGAAUUCGACGAAGAUGACACUACCGACCAAGUAGGCCCAUUCCGCCCACCACAGAAAUGCCAGAGGGAGUUUCAGCAAGAGCAACACCUAAGAGCUUGCCAGCAAUGGAUCCGCCAGCAACUUGCGGGAUCACCCUUCAGCGAAAACCAGUGGGGUCCUCAGCAGGGGCCGUCGCUACGCGAGCAAUGCUGCAACGAGCUUUACCAGGAAGACCAAGUGUGCGUUUGCCCUACUUUGAAACAAGCAGCCAAGUCAGUUAGGGUCCAGGGACAGCACGGACCAUUCCAGUCCACCCGCAUCUACCAGAUCGCUAAGAACUUGCCAAACGUUUGCAACAUGAAACAAAUUGGAACAUGUCCCUUCAUUGCCAUCCCUUUCUUUCCUCCUUACUAA
This is a messenger RNA of Brassica oleracea var. oleracea, 483 nucleotides long. Its product is annotated as napin-1A. Gene Ontology annotation, molecular function: nutrient reservoir activity. Bases 7 to 483 code for a protein of 158 amino acids. The record is from RefSeq and is a predicted model, not a curated record. Lineage: Eukaryota; Viridiplantae; Streptophyta; Magnoliopsida; Brassicales; Brassicaceae. The transcript has a single exon.